This is a messenger RNA of Chelmon rostratus (copperband butterflyfish), 923 nucleotides long. RefSeq names its product zinc finger, SWIM-type containing 7 (gene zswim7). The transcript is spliced from 5 exons. The coding region runs from base 13 to 429 and encodes 138 amino acids. The record is from RefSeq and is a predicted model, not a curated record. Gene Ontology annotation, biological process: double-strand break repair via homologous recombination. NCBI's taxonomy places the organism in Eukaryota, Metazoa, Chordata, Actinopteri, Chaetodontiformes, Chaetodontidae. Gene Ontology annotation, cellular component: Shu complex. Gene Ontology annotation, molecular function: zinc ion binding.
CCGGUGUGAAAAAUGCGGUCAUUUUUACCUGCAGUGGCCGAACAGCUUUUCCGAGAUAUUCAAAAAACAUACCAGGAAACGUCUCAAAUCCCUGAUGACCUGCUGAUUGCGCUGAAGUUUGUCUUCGGGUCUUGUGCGCUACAGGCUUUGGACCUGGUUGACCAACGUUCAGUCACCUGUCUGUCGUCUCCCAGUGGACGCAAAGCAUUCCAGGUAAUCGGAGGCUCGGGGCGCUUAUACACUUGCUUUGCAUCAUGUCACUACUGUCCAUGCCCAGCCUUCGCCUACACUGUGCUCCGCAGAAACGAGGGCCUGCUGUGCAAACACAUCCUGGCCGUCUACCUGUGUCAGGCCAUGGGUGUGACUCAGCCGGAGUGUGUGUCUGAUCAGGAGAUGUCCAUGCUGCUCAGCAGGACAGCAGCCACGUGACACACAGGUGCGCUCGGUACAGCAGGUGGACCCUCUCGGAUGGGACCUGACUCUUCAGGUCACUGCAGAGAGGAUCGGAGCAGAGGAUCUGCACCAUGGCUGCUGCUUUUUCAUGUUUUUCAGAAAGACACCAGAUGUUGCUUUAUUUAUUUUUUUCUUGGUCUGUUUCCUGGGGAACGACAUCUGUUCAUUGAGUAUGCUCUUCUUUAUUUUUAGGUUCUUUUUCUCUGAAGCCGCAUCAGUUAGGGAAACAGUGAGAGUCUGCAUGUUGUUACUUUGAAACACGAAACAUUUAGCAGUUUUUCGAAUGUGUCAUUUGUAAAUAUGUUAAAUAUUAAUUGUCAGAUGAUUUAAAAUGGACAUUUUAAUAAAUAAAGACAGAUAUGUAACAAUAUAAACAUUGCCUUUAUUAACAAAAUAAUUCACCAUACAUACAGAUUGCAUCAUGUUAAAUAGCAGUAUCGCACUUGUAGUUUUGUUGAAUGAAAGAAAGA